Blepharisma stoltei is the source of this 1169-nucleotide messenger RNA. Lineage: Eukaryota; Ciliophora; Heterotrichea; Heterotrichida; Blepharismidae. The record is from the annotation of a GenBank genome assembly.
AUGAGUAUUGAAAAACUUCGUCAAGACAUGAUAGACAUACAAAGAGAAAACGAAAACCUCAAAAAAAUAGCUUAUUUAAAAGCCAUAGAAGAACUGGAGCAGGUAAAAGCAGAAAACAAGCGUCUUCGCUCAGAGCUGCAAUUUCUCUCAAGCCCAACUCACAAGCAAGUCAUCUUAAAUUCAAAUCAAGAGCUAGACCCAACUCAAGAUUACAGAGGCAGAGCCUAUAGCAAAUCAUCUUUGGCUUCUCCUAUAGUAAAAUCUAAAUCUUCAAAGCUUUUGCCUUUAUUAGAGCAUUCCGAUUCAGCUUACAAGCUAGAACUCCCACCAAUUCAUUCCAAAACUUUAAAAAAUAGCGCUUCUUAUUCACCUCAGCCUCAAUUGUCGCCUUUAAUGAAAGACAAAAGAGCAAUUCUACAAGAAAGCAAAAGAAUUAUUAAGCCAAAACCAUCAAUAAAAUAUAUAUACCUAAUUAGGCCAAUCAGUGACAUUAUUUUUUUAAAAAAAUAUUAUAAAUUCAGCCUAAAAUGUAUAAUUCAACAACAAAUGAAGAAUUAGAAAAUGCAAAAUUAGCCAAAAUGAGAAGGGAAACUUUUAAACACAUUGCAGCUGAAAAAUUCAGUUUAGUAAAUAGGCAUUAUAAUAAUAUAGACCAGUACAAUAAAACCCCUGAAGAAGAUGUGGACUUUGAAAGAUAUGGAGACAUCAAUGGAAAUUUUGGAAGCCCCAACCAGAAAUUCAUAAAUAUUAUUGACAAAAAUGACCCAGAAAUAGCUGUGGAGAGGAAAAUAUAUGCGAAAAAAGACACCUUGAACUCUGACUCGCUAGAAAUGGAUUUUAGGGAUAAAAAAACUCAGAAAAGUGAAGAAAAUCCUGAGGAAAAGAAAACGCCUAGGAAAGAUGAGAUAGAGGUGAAGCCAGGAAAGGAAGGCAUUGAUAUGAGAAAAUAUGAUGAUUUAAUGAAAAAGGAUGAGAAAGCGCUGCAAGAAGCUAAAGAGCUUAUAAAAAAUAUAGAGUUAAGGCAAAAGCAGCAGCUUGAAAAUUUAAAAAUAAUAGAAGAUGACAAAAAAAGAAAGGAAGAGGCUGAUAAAACACAACAAAUAGUUGUGAAACCCAAAAAUAAUGCAAGGAGGAAAAACACUUAUAAAAUCCUUUAUGAGCAGACUUAA